AUGGUUGUCAAGCCAGGGGUGCUCUGGACUCCCGACUGCACCAUUCUAGCCAUUAUCUACGCUCCAUUCGUGCUAGGGCAGCUUCCACCAUACUCGAUAUUAUGGGGUCUUUGUCUACCGAUGCGGCCGUUUGCAUAUAAAAAGUUACCUAAGGGACGAUAUUUCCGCGAACUCAAAGUAUGCUUGGUUACGAAGGGAACAAAUGUUCAGACCGUGGUAAACUCUAUCAGGCCAUGGAAAAAUUGCAGGCAAUAUCCGAAUGUCACAUUUCAUGUGGCGUUAGAUUCCGCCGAUGAUAAUUUCCAGGCUGCACUUCCUGAUUUUGUCAAUGUGGUGAGUGUGCCAGUCUCAUUUCAACCCACCCAUGCAAAAUAUAAAGGACGGGCAUUGGAAUGGUGCCGCCUGCAUUGGAAACUAUCCGAUCUUGAUUGGGUACUUCAUCUAGACGAAGAGACCGAGAUUGAUGAGUACCUGGUACAAUCCUGCCUUGACUUCAUCGAGCGAGGAACAGAAGACGUCGGAAUGGGAACAAUCUACUACACAUCGCAUAAUUAUUGGAAGAAUCCAUUCUUGACCACUGCUGAGAUUUUCAGAGUGGCAGAGGAUUUUGGCCGAUUUCAACUUCCAAUCCGACUUUUCAAACGCCCUUUCCUUGGCUGGAUGCAUGGCUCCUUUAUAUUGAUCAAUGGUGGUGUAGAGAACAAGGUCACCUGGGAUACUAGAUGUCUUGCUGAAGACUUUUGGUUUGCAUUCCACGCUGCACGCCGAGGAGUCAAGUUCGGUUGGAUUCACGCAAUCGCACGAGAACAGCCUCCCGUUAGUGUUUCGGACUUGAUUAAGCAACGUAGAAGGUGGUACACGGGGAUCAUGUCAAUGGAUAGCUGGUUGGUUAAAUUGGUUCUCGCGAUCCCCAUGAUGGGACCGUUAGCUUAUGGAAGCGUGUAA
This is a messenger RNA of Penicillium crustosum, 945 nucleotides long. RefSeq names its product glycosyltransferase family 2 protein. The transcript is spliced from 4 exons. Bases 1 to 945 code for a protein of 314 amino acids. Lineage: Eukaryota; Fungi; Ascomycota; Eurotiomycetes; Eurotiales; Aspergillaceae. Gene Ontology annotation, molecular function: beta-1,4-mannosyltransferase activity. The record is from RefSeq and is a predicted model, not a curated record. Gene Ontology annotation, cellular component: cytoplasm.